Molecule: messenger RNA, 2157 nt
Organism: Parathielavia appendiculata
Lineage: Eukaryota; Fungi; Ascomycota; Sordariomycetes; Sordariales; Chaetomiaceae
Exons: 3
Coding region: 1-2157 (718 amino acids)
Source: RefSeq, a predicted model, not a curated record
AUGGCGACUGCAUCAGGCGAGGCCGAGGACACCAAGGCCUUCUACGGCUAUCUGUUUACCAAGGCGAAGCCAAUACCAGCUCCCACGCCUGUCCUUGAUGCGCUCCUGAGAGCUAUCGCAUUGCAUAUCACCAGCGAAAUCGGCGACAAGAAUGACGCCAACUUGACCCCUGCGAAGCUCGCUGCCUUCUACAAGGUCGCCGGUCAUGACUGGGACUCAUUCUUUGUCGAUAUGCCCCAUCCCGCCAUUUCCACUGUCUAUCAAGGCCUGGGUUGUCAACACUCGCUUCUCCCUGGCGGUGACGACUUCGCCGCCCCUUCGAUACCGGCGCUCACAGUGAAGGGAUUUGUGCGCUGGCAAACAAUUCAGACCCUCCUUGGGCCCCAGACACAAGUGCCGGUAUUGCAGUUCGCCGCAGCUAAUUGGGCCCUCAAGCACCCCGACACUGGCGCUCCGCUUCCCAUCAGCCUUCCAAUCGAAGCAUUUCCGUCCGACACUGACUCCGAUACCGAUCGCUGGCAUCAGGAGUGUGCCCGCAGGUCGCGCAUGAAGGCAGCCUCUGCGGAGGAGGAGGCUGAGGCAUCGAAGGACUCGCCGAAGUAUGAGUUUACAGACCGUAAGGUUCCCUACACCCACGUCCGCAUCAACCCGACGACGCCGCGCGAUUACUUUGCUCGUCCCGUCAACGUCACCUACGUCCACGUCGCAUCCCCUCGCCCUACACCAACAGGGCGGUCUCCGGAGCGAGAGCGGGCCCGGGACCGAGAGAACUUCGUCCGCCGCCAGACAGCGUCAUCAACAGACGAUUCCGCCCAACGCCGUCGGAGUUUCUCUGACUACCUCCAUUCACCACACGAAGCACGUCCAGUCCGGGUACCACAUCUCGUCCCUGAGCGUGAGCCGCAACACCGCCGACGUAGCCCGAUCCGACGUCACAGUUGUUCCGAUUCAGACGACGAUCCAGUGAGCCCAUGCACGACCCAGCAACGCACCCAGCGGUCAAACGACCCACCUCCGAUUUCGAUUCGCCGUGUCUACACCGGAAGCCCCGAGCGCUCGCCACGUGUCGUCCGUACAACCAUGCCUCCGCCUCCCAUACCGCCGUCGCACAUGCGCUCGCCCCGCCCAUCUGAAGUUGGUCACGGCAGCGCAACCCACGACGAGGGCAAACGCCCGCGCAGCGCCCUCUUUGACCUCAAGGAGAAGAUAUCCAGCUUCAUUAGCCCUGCCGUCGGCAGCGGGGAGCGAGCGCGGAGCACGAGCGGCUCACGGGGGAGGCGGGACGGGGUGGGCGCCACGGCGAGGGGCUCGAGGGAGGAUGUCCUGCCCAGCUCAAGACUAAGCCGAUCAUGGUCCGACAUCGACACGGACGAUACCGAGUCAGAAGACGAGCGGCGGAGGCGGAGCGGACGACAUUCCCGUGAAAGCAGGGAGCACCACAGGGAGAGCGAAAGAGACAGAGAGCGGGAACGAGAACGAGCCGCGCGCGACCAAGAUCAGCACCGGGAACGCGAGAGCCAGAGAGAAAGAGACAGAGUCCGCGACCGCCCGAACCUUCCAAAACGCGAUAGAGCCCACAGCGACAGCGACCACGACCGCCGAGACCACGACCAUAACACGAGCAACAGAGACCGUGAUCGAGAACGAGAAAGAGACCGCUUCCUUUCCACCCCGAGCCCAAGCCCCGCCGCCUCGGCCGCCUCAGCCGCCCUUCACCGCGAAACCGCCCGACGCCGCGGAAACUCCGAAGAGGACCUCUCGCCCCACCGCCGAUACCCCCGCGGCCCGUAUCUCGCGGAAGCCCUCGCCGAGGGCGGCCAUCACCGGCGAACGAGCAGUCACCCGGAUCUGGACCGGCUGCGUCGGAGGCCCGAGUGGGAUCGCGAACGGGAACGGGAACGGGAACGGGAACGGGAGAGGGAUCGAGAUAGGGAUAGGGAGUUGAGGGAUCGGGACAAUCGCAUCCGCGAUAGGGAGCAGAGAGAAAGGGAGAGGUUUAGCAGGGAUGAUGGUGCGGGUGCGGAGCGGUGGAGGAGGGAGAGAGAAAGGGAAAGGGAGAGAGAGAGGGAGAGGAUGCCCAGCCCGGCCUUGUCCAGCGCGAGCGUGACGGGCGUUGGGGGUAGAAAAUACCCUGACAUGCCCUGGCCGAGGGACUAG